AAAAGAAACCCACACCUUCAUCCCCUAGCAUCCACCUUAAUGAUUUAACAAAAAUAUCAAGUUACUCGAAAGACAGCGGGCAAGAUAUGACAGAAAAUAAGAUCCAGGAAAACGGUCAAUGGAUUAUCGGCGAUGAAGACAAGGAGAACUACGAAGGGUUUCCCCAAAAUGGCGAAGAAGACAAGGAGAGCUACGACGCCUUUCCUCAAAAUGGCGAAGAAGAAGAAAACCCUCCGCCUGCCGCUCCGUCGGAUGGUCAGGGAGGUCAUGGAUGGAGCGAGGCUCAACAAGCGGAGUUGUUGCAGAGACGAAAGAGACUCAAGCCUAGUAUGUCCCAAGGGACGGUUAUGCAACAAAAUAGGAUCGAAGAGAGGAAUUUUACGGUAGCGACACCUGAGGAAUUCGUCAAACGUUUUAACGGGACCAGAGUUAUAAACAAGGUGCUGAUCGCGAACAACGGUAUAGCGGCGGUGAAAUGUAUGCGAUCCAUACGACGAUGGUCGUACGAGAUGUUCAAGAACGAAAGGGCCGUCCGCUUUGUGGUCAUGGUCACACCCGAAGAUCUGAAGGCAAACGCCGAAUACAUCAAAAUGGCCGACCACUACGUACCCGUGCCAGGUGGGACCAACAACAACAACUACGCCAAUGUGGAAUUGAUCGUUGAUAUCGCUGUCAGGUGUCAAGUACAGGCUGUGUGGGCUGGCUGGGGUCAUGCAUCAGAAAAUCCAAAACUGCCAGAACUGCUCCAUAAAAACAACAUUGCAUUUGUUGGGCCCAGCGAAAAAGCUAUGUGGGCGCUUGGUGACAAAAUUGCAUCAUCUCUUGUAGCACAAACAGCCGAAGUACCCACGUUACCAUGGUCUGGAUCAGGACUGACUGCACAAUACUCUGGCAAGAAAAUAAAAAUCUCGUCAGAAUUAUUCGCCAAAGGGUGCGUUGUUACACCUGAAGAAGGUUUAGCCGCUGCACAUAAAAUAGGAUUUCCAGUUAUGAUAAAAGCUUCAGAGGGUGGGGGUGGUAAAGGUAUCCGUAAAGUGGAGCAUGCUGACGAAUUUCCUGCGGCCUUUCGACAAGUACAAACCGAAAUUCCAGGAUCGCCGGUAUUCGUGAUGAAACUAGCGAAGUGCGCGAGGCACUUGGAAGUGCAGCUGUUAGCGGACAACUACGGCAACGCGAUAUCGUUGUUCGGACGUGAUUGUUCCAUCCAGAGAAGGCAUCAGAAGAUUAUCGAAGAAGCGCCCGCCGUUAUCGCUGAGCCGGACAUUUUCGAGGCUAUGGAAAGGGCAGCUGUCAGAUUAGCUAAAAUGGUAGGCUAUGUGUCAGCAGGAACAGUGGAAUACCUGUACGAGCCAUCAUCAGGACAAUAUUACUUUUUGGAAUUGAAUCCUCGUCUCCAAGUAGAACAUCCUUGUACAGAAAUGGUUUCUGACGUUAAUUUACCUGCUGCACAACUACAAAUUGCGAUGGGUCUUCCACUGAACUACAUCAAAGAUAUUCGGUUACUCUAUGGAGAAUCACCGUGGGGGUGUACAGAAAUCGAUUUUGAUAUGCCGAUGCAUAAACCCCAACCUUGGGGGCAUGUUAUAGCAGCUCGAAUAACAUCUGAAAAUCCAGAUGAAGGUUUUAAACCAAGUUCCGGUACAGUCCAAGAACUGAACUUCCGAUCAUCGAAAAACGUAUGGGGUUACUUUUCGGUAGCCGCUUCUGGUGGCCUGCACGAGUUUGCGGAUUCGCAAUUCGGUCACUGUUUCUCUUGGGGUGAAAACAGGGAGCAAGCCAGGGAGAAUCUCGUUAUAGCAUUAAAAGAGCUAUCUAUUAGAGGUGAUUUUAGAACUACAGUCGAGUACCUGAUUACUUUAUUGGAAACGAAGGCAUUUCAGGAAAACACAAUAGACACGGCCUGGUUAGAUGUGCUUAUUUCCGAACGUAUGCAAUCAGAAAAACCCGAUAUCAUGUUGGGAGUUAUCUGUGGUUCCUUGCAUAUCGCUGAUAAGGCCAUCAUGACUGCAUUUGAAGAGUUUCAGACUUCGUUGGAGAGAGGACAGAUCCAGGGAUCGAACACGUUGACGAACGUCGUAGAUGUGGAACUAAUCAAUGAUGGAAAUAAAUACAAAGUGCAAGCGACAAAAAGCGGACCAAACUCUUACUUCCUCCAGAUGAACGGAUCUUUCAAGGAGAUGGAGGUUCACAGGUUAACUGACGGUGGAAUAUUGCUCUCUGUAGACGGCGCUUCCUAUACGACUUACAUGAAAGAAGAAGUAGAUAGGUAUAGAAUAGUGAUAGGAAAUCAAACGUGCGUUUUUGAGAAAGAAAAUGACCCUACGAUAAUUCGAUCACCUUCUGCUGGAAAACUCAUCUCGUACAUUGUUGAGGACGGCGGACAUGUUUCUAAAGGACAGGCAUUUGCUGAAAUUGAAGUGAUGAAGAUGGUAAUGACGCUGACCGCUGGAGAAUCAGGUAUAGUGUCUUACGUGAAAAGGCCCGGUGCAGUGUUGGACGCAGGGUCUGUGAUAGCGACUUUGGAGCUGGACGAUCCAUCGCUCGUAACCAAAGCCGUACUUUACAAAGGAUCAUUCCCAGAUCUGGAAUUGCACCAAAAUGCCAUUCCGGAAAAACUGAAUCAUAUACACAGUCAUUACAGGUCAGCUCUGGAAAACACGCUCGCCGGCUACUGCUUGCCGGAUCCGUACAACGCCCCGCGUCUCCGUGAGGUCAUCGAGAGCUUCAUGUCUUCUUUGCGCGACCCCAGUCUUCCUCUCUUGGAGCUGCAGGAAGUGAUGGCUACCAUUUCCGGUCGUAUACCGGCCGCAGUCGAGAAGAAGAUCCGUCGGUUGAUGUCGCUUUAUGAAAGGAACAUCACUUCAGUGCUGGCGCAGUUCCCCAGUCAACAGAUCGCAAGCGUUAUUGAUACGCACGCGGCGACUAUACAUAAGAAGGCUGAGAGAGAUGCGUUCUUUUUGGCGACUGAAGGCAUUGUGCAGUUAGUGCAAAGGUAUAGGAAUGGUAUACGUGGAAGAAUGAAGCAGGCUGUCCAGGAACUCCUGAAGCAGUACUACGAAGUUGAAAGCCAGUUUCUAUAUGGUUCUUAUGAUAAAUGUGUAUCAAUGUUACGUGAGAAACAUAAAGAUGACAUGACCGCUGUUACCGCUACACUGUUUUCCCAUAGCCAGGUAGCUAAGAAGAACCUGCUUGUUACCAUGUUGAUAGACCACCUGUGGGGCAACGAGCCAGGCCUGACAGAUGAACUUGCCAGUUGUUUGACGGAACUGACAUCACUAAAUCGCAGCGAACAUUCUCGGGUGGCUCUCAGAGCAAGACAAGUGCUGAUCGCAGCUCACCAGCCGGCGUAUGAGCUGAGACAUAACCAGAUGGAAAGCAUAUUCCUUUCGGCGGUCGAUAUGUACGGACACGAAUUCCACCCGGAGAAUCUUCAAAAGCUCAUUGUUUCCGAAACGUCAAUAUUCGAUAUUCUGCACGACUUCUUCUACCACAUGAACAGGGCUGUUUGUAAUGCUGCAUUGGAGGUCUACGUUAGAAGAGCCUAUACCAGUUACAAUCUAAGCUGUUUACAACAUUUGGAGCUCAGUGGAGAAGUACCUGUGGUUCAUUUUAUGUUUACCCUACCGCCGAAUCACCCUAACAGACUGGUGAAGCUUGACUGUGUUACAGAACUGACUGAAGGUACGCGGGAGCAACCGAAAAUCAUCGACACAUUCCAACGAACCGGCUGCAUGGCAGCUUUCGAAAACUUUCCGCAAUUCGAGGAGAACUCGGAUGAGAUCUUUGACCUGAUCGAGGACUUUGCCAGCCCGGCGACGAUUUCCACCAAAGACCUGAACGCGAUGGACAGCGGUUCCGAGUCGAAAGGGAAUAGCACCUCGAUCGACGUCAGUCUGAGCUUGGACGCGAGAAGGACGAGCAUCGUCGAGGAGCAUAUCGUCCAGGAGCCGAUACACAUCCUGAUUAUCGCGAUCAAGGAUGACGGAGACAAGGAUGAUUCGUCGAUGGGCAAGAUGUUCGCUGCUUUCUGCGCGAAAUACAGAGAAGAGCUGGUCGCGAGGAAAAUCAGGCGGAUCACGUUUACUGUACUCAAGCACAAGCAGUCGCCGAAGUAUUUCACUUACAGGGCAAGAGAUAAUUUCGUGGAAGACAGGAUAUAUCGUCACCUGGAACCUGCAUGUGCCUACCAGCUGGAAAUUAACAGAAUGCGGUCCUACAAUUUGGAAGCUCUACCAACUUCCAACCAGAAAAUGCAUCUAUACCUGGGCAAAGCUAAGGGCGGCAAAGAAAUUACUGAUUACAGAUUCUUCAUCAGAACAAUUAUUCGACAUUCGGAUCUGAUAACUAAAGAAGCAUCUUUUGAGUAUCUACAAAACGAAGGUGAACGCGUACUGUUAGAAGCCAUGGACGAGCUGGAGAUCGCAUUCUCGCAUCCACAGUCGAAAAAGACAGACUGCAACCAUGUAUUCCUCAGCUUUGUUCCCAGCGUUAUAAUGGACCCAACAAAGAUUGAAGAAGCUGUGACGAGUAUGGUAAUGCGAUAUGGACCAAGGCUUUGGAAGUUACGUGUCUUGCAGGCUGAGAUAAAGCUGGUAAUUCGUUCUGCUCCUAACGCUGAAACGACGCCUUUGAGGUUAUGUAUCGCUAACGACAGUGGAUACUACCUCGACAUCAACCUGUAUACAGAGAUUGAAGAUCCUGAAACAGGUAUAAUAAAGUUCCAGGCUUAUGGUGAUAAGCAAGGACCUUUGCAUGGGCUGCCGAUCUCAACACCUUAUAUUCCCAAGGACUUUUUGCAGCAGAAGAGGUUCCAAGCUCAGUCAUCUGGCACCACCUAUGUCUACGAUUUCCCUGAUAUGUUCAGGCAGAUGGUUGAUAAGCAGUGGAAGUAUUAUUGUAGAGAAAGGUUGUCAGAACAUGUUAAGGUCCCAGAUAAACUGAUGGACUUUGUGGAAUUGAUCCUCGAUCCUGAAACCGAGACAAGGCUGAUCGAACAGAAACGGGUACCUGGUGAAAAUAAUGUUGGUAUGGUAGCUUGGAGACUGACCCUGAAUACCCCAGAAUAUCCAGAUGGUAGAGAUAUCAUUGUUAUCGCCAACGAUUUAACCUACUUGAUCGGAUCUUUUGGACCCAGGGAGGAUAAGGUUUUCGGAUUAGCUAGUGAAUUUGCGAGAAAACUGAAAAUCCCAAGGAUUUAUAUUUCUGCAAACAGUGGUGCUCGAAUUGGUUUGGCUGAAGAGGUGAAAAACGUAUUCAGGAUAGCUUGGGAAGAUAAUAAGGAACCUGACAGAGGAUUUAGGUAUCUGUACCUAACCCCCGAGGACUACGCCAAAGUAAGUGCGCACAACUCCGUAAGGGCGGUAUUGAUAGAAGACGAAGGAGAGUCCCGAUACAAACUGACAGACAUCAUAGGCAAGGACGACGGAUUGGGUGUGGAGAAUCUGAAAUACGCCGGUAUGAUAGCAGGCGAAACGUCAGCGGCGUACGACGAGAUCGUCACGAUUUCUAUGGUCACGUGCAGAGCGAUCGGUAUCGGAUCGUAUUUGGUCAGAUUGGGACAGAGGGUUAUACAGAUCGAGAACUCUCAUAUCAUUCUGACCGGAUACAGCGCGUUGAAUAAGCUGCUUGGUAGGGAAGUGUACGCUUCAAACAAUCAACUGGGUGGUAUUCAGAUUAUGUACAAUAAUGGAGUAACACAUAAGACUGAACAAACUGAUCUAGAAGGGAUUUAUACCAUAUUGCAGUGGCUCUCUUACAUACCUAAGGAUAAAAUGUCACCAGUUUCUAUCCUGAAACCUCUAGACCCUAUAGAUAGAGAAAUUACCUUCACACCAACUAAAACGCCAUACGAUCCCAGGUGGAUGUUGGAAGGAAGACCCUCUCCCAGUGACCCUGCAAAUUGGGAAAGCGGUUUCUUUGACAAAGAUUCCUGGCAAGAAAUCAUGAAACCUUGGGCACAAACUGUCGUUACCGGUAGAGCUAAACUAGGAGGCAUACCUUUAGGCGUUAUAGCGGUCGAAACUAGAACUGUCGAGCUCAAUCUACCUGCAGAUCCAGCGAAUUUGGAUUCUGAAGCUAAAACCGUAUCACAAGCUGGUCAAGUAUGGUUCCCUGAUUCAGCAUAUAAAACAGCACAAGCCAUCCAAGACUUUUCCAGGGAAGACUUACCACUCAUAAUAUUUGCUAACUGGAGAGGUUUCAGUGGCGGCAUGAAAGAUAUGUAUGAGCAAAUAAUGAAGUUUGGAGCGUACAUAGUUGAUGGUCUUCGGCAGUACAAACAACCCAUAAUCAUCUACAUUCCACCUAACGGAGAACUCAGAGGCGGAGCUUGGGCUGUAAUAGAUCCAACUAUUAACUCUAGGUAUAUGGAAACGUAUGCAGACAACGAUUCUAGGGGUGGCGUUUUGGAACCGGAAGGUAUUGUCGAAAUCAAAUUCAGAAAGAAGGACCUGCUAAAAGCCAUUCACCGGAUAGACCCGCUAGUGAAGGAGUUAGACGAACAACUGAAGAAACUCCAACAACAGCAAGAGCAGCAGCACCCGAGGGAGAGAUCGAUGAGCAUAUCGCAGGCACAACCGAUCGUAGAAAGGCCGAAACCGCCCGAGAUGAAGGAGCUGGAAAAGAAGAUCAAGGAGAGGGAGAACUUCCUCUUGCCCAUGUACCAUCAGGUGUCCGUACAUUUCGCCGAUCUGCACGAUACGCCGGAGAGGAUGCUGGAGAAAGGAGCUAUACAUGACAUAGUGCCAUGGAGGAAAUCUAGGACAAUUAUCUACUGGAGGUUGAGGAGGCGAUUGCUCGAAGAUAGGGUGAUAAAGGCUUUGAUGGAGGCUCAACCUGAGCUAGCGCUGGGACAAGGAGAGGCAAUGCUCAGGAGGUGGUUCAUUGAAGACAAAGGCGCAGCAGAGGGGUACAAAUGGGACAAGAAUGAGGUGGUUGUACAAUGGAUUGAAGAGCAGCUUUCCAAACCAGCCAAUCAGUCAAUAAUAAACCACAAUAUUCAUGCUGUGAAGAGGGACGCUGUAAUAAAUCAAAUUAAGUGUUCAAUACAAGACUGUCCUGAUGUAGCGUUGGAUGCAGUUGUAGCCAUCAUACAGAAAUUAAACGACAACCAAAAGGCAGAAGUUAUAAGGACCUUAUCUCAGUUAGGCUCGUUAGAAAAUAUUGAUUGAACAUUUUUGGACAAAUAAGCAUAUGAAAGGUGCUAAUUUUGAUAUUAAAUGUUGAAAUACAGUAAGAAAUUUUGUUGAAUGGAUUCAAAUUUUAUAAGCAUGUAUUCCACGACAAUUGAAAAUAUUUUUACCUUUUGUACAACUAUAUAUUUAUGACGUAUUUAUUGAAAAUGCACAGGCAGAUACCAUGUUGUUAGUUGUUGAUUAUUUAUAAAAAUACAUUUAAACGUCUA
Molecule: messenger RNA, 7402 nt
Organism: Acanthoscelides obtectus
Lineage: Eukaryota; Metazoa; Arthropoda; Insecta; Coleoptera; Chrysomelidae
Source: the annotation of a GenBank genome assembly